AUGUCGUCUGACGGAGCACUGAAGCCGGAGAAGGACUUCUCCAAGGAGGUGGACAAGCAGCUGCCCGAGGCCGAGCAGUUGGCACAGUCGAACCUCCAAGGAGCGAUCGAGAAGCUCGUGGCCCUCGAGAAACAGACCCGCCAGGCCUCCGACCUCGCUUCCACAUCCCGAGUCCUCGUCGCCAUCGUCACACUAUGCAAGAACGCAGGAGACUGGAGUUUGAUGAACGACCAGACCCUGGUCCUCUCCAAGAAGCACAGCCAGCUCAAGCAAGCCAUCACCAAGAUGGUCCAGACCGUCGUCGGCUUCCUCGACGAGACGCCCGAUCUCAAGACCAAGCUUUCGGUGAUCGAGACGCUGCGGACAGUGACCGAGGGCAAGAUCUUUGUCGAGGUUGAGCGGGCCCGCGUGACCAAGAUCCUCUCCGACAUCAAGAAGGAGCAGGGUGACCUCAAGGCUGCCACAGAGAUUCUCUGCGAGCUGCAAGUCGAGACCUUUGGUUCCAUGGACCGAAGAGAGAAGACGGAAUUCAUCCUCGCCCAGGUUGCACUGUGCAUUGAGAGCGGAGACUGGACGCAAGCGGGCAUCCUGGCGCGCAAGAUCAGCACACGAUACCUGUCACGCAAGCCCAAGAAGACACCGGAGCAGUUGGAAAAGGAGCAGAAAGAGCUGGAAAAGAAGAAGGCUCGGGGAGAGGAGGUCUCCGAGGAGAAGGAGGACGACACUACGGACCUGAAGCUGCGGUACUACGAGCAGCAAAUCACGCUCGCGAAGCACGACGACAAGUAUCUGGACGCCUGCAAGAACUACAGACAGGUCCUUGAUACGGAGGCUGUAGAGGAAGACCCCGCAAAGCUUCAUCCCGUCCUCCAGCGCAUCAUCUACUUUGCCAUUCUGGCGCCGUACGACAACGAGCAGCACGACCUCCUUCACCGUAUCCACCGCGACACGCGCAACUCUCAAAUUCCCCUGGACGCCGAGCUUCUUCGCCUCUUUACCGUUCCGGAGCUGAUGCGAUGGCCGGAGAUUGCCAAGAAGUUUGGGCCGCACCUGUGCAGUACCGACGUCUUUGAUGCUCAAGCCGGGCAGUCAGCCGAUGAGAAGGCUCACCAGCGGUGGGAGGACCUGCGGAAACGUGUCAUUGAGCACAACGUCCGCGUGGUGGCCAAGUACUACACGCGCAUCCAGAUGAAGCGUCUCACGGAGCUUCUCGACUUGGCCGAGGAUGAGACGGAGAAGUACAUCAGCGAGCUCGUCACCUCCAAGACGGUCUACGCCAAGAUCGACCGACCGGCCCGCAUCGUCAGCUUCGCGAAGCCCAGAGAUGCGGAUGAUGUCCUGAAUGAGUGGAGCCACAACAUGAAGAGCCUGCUGGGGCUGCUGGAGAGGAUCGAUCACUUGAUCACCAAGGAGGAGAUGAUGGCGCGCAUCCAGCCCACGAGCGCAAAAUAG
Messenger RNA from Purpureocillium lilacinum, 1452 nucleotides. RefSeq lists its product as uncharacterized. Gene Ontology annotation, cellular component: cytoplasm; proteasome regulatory particle, lid subcomplex. The record is from RefSeq and is a predicted model, not a curated record. Lineage: Eukaryota; Fungi; Ascomycota; Sordariomycetes; Hypocreales; Ophiocordycipitaceae.